CCAUGGUCAAUGGUUACGGAAGAUAGCGAGUUUUCGAUUGAUGGUUUUCGUGCUCGCAAGUGCACGAAACCCACGGUUGGGGAUUUCCCUGCUGAUGACCGCAAGGUAUCGUACCUGCUGGAAUGUUUGGCUUGUGUGUCAGAUCCUGCUCUUUUCCUGGACAGGCCAUCUUAGCUUGAAUUUUGGAUCGUCACCGUUUCGAUUCUUCCUCCUAGCCUAGUGAUUUUGUCUGUCGAUUUCAGCAAUUCGUUGCAGGAUCAUCUGUUGCUUUUGUUAUUCAUAGUCGUGCCUCGCGUAACGUAGCUGAACGACAUGGAGGGUUUCGAUUACGAGGGUGAUGCUGGUGUUGAGCAGCAGCAGCAUGAUGCACCUGCGUCGGAUUUCCAGUCGUACAAUGGCUUAGGAGAGGAGCAUCAAGCAGCUGCUGGCGAAUAUGCCCCCCCUGCGGAGGAGAACGGCACUUUUGAGGACGGCGCGAAGCUUCCUCCCCCCUCACAGAUGGGAUCCGAGGAGUCGAUUUUGCUAAGGGAAUGGAGGAGGAAGAAGGCCAUCGAGCUGGAAGAGAAGGCUCGAGUUUCGAGAGAGAAACAUCAGCAGGUGUUGGAUGACGCGAAAGCUGAACUGGAGGCUUUCUACAAGAAGCGUGAGAUGCAAGUCACACAAGCCAAGACAAACAACAGGGACAAGGAAAAGGCAUAUGUAGACAAUCUUCUGAGCCUCAACUCUAAGCAGGGUGGGAACUACUGGGAGAGUGUUUGUGCAUUCACGAACUUCGAUGUCUCUAUUAAGAAGGAGAAGGCAAAGAAGAAGGAUGAGCCAACCCGCAUGUCGACUCAACUGAAUGACGCUAAAGCUGGCAAGCAUACCGAUCUAGCCCGCAUGCGCCAGGUCUUGUUGAAGCUGAAGCACAACCCCCCUCCAGCAUUCGCACCCGCUGCCGGUACUGCUGCUGCUCCUGCAGCUGCUUCUUCCAAGCCCAGUUCCACAUCGUCGAAGUCAGCCAAGGCAGCUGCCAAGUAGACUCCCUGGCUGUCAAGUGACUUUGCCCCAUUGUGGAUUACACCUCAUGCGAAUUUGCGGCUAAUCAGUUUGUAUGGUUGUCUCAGGCUGGCUUCUUGAUACUGGAAAAACGCUUGCACAUAGUUUGAUUACAUGGAGUUGCACAAAACUUGAACAAUUUAAUCAUUCCAGCUAUCA
Closterium sp. NIES-67 is the source of this 1197-nucleotide messenger RNA. Lineage: Eukaryota; Viridiplantae; Streptophyta; Zygnematophyceae; Desmidiales; Closteriaceae. The record is from the annotation of a GenBank genome assembly.